This is a messenger RNA of Volvox carteri f. nagariensis, 966 nucleotides long. RefSeq lists its product as uncharacterized. The transcript is spliced from 2 exons. The coding region runs from base 1 to 966 and encodes 321 amino acids. Lineage: Eukaryota; Viridiplantae; Chlorophyta; Chlorophyceae; Chlamydomonadales; Volvocaceae. The record is from RefSeq and is a predicted model, not a curated record.
AUGGGACCUGAGGCGAGCCAUCACCUGGUCCAUAUUGUGGCUGAUGACAAGUUUGAGAAGAAGCUGAGGUUCGCAACCAAGUGGGCAGCUGGCGAGUUUGUCAAACAAGCCUUGAUCUCUGAGGAGCAGAAAUUGGUAUCACUGCUGAAACUCUGUGACGGUGGACUCAAGGACCUACUGUAUGAGACAAUUAUGCAUGCUAAACUGGCGAUGGGUGGCAAGUUCAAUGUGGUGCCAUUGCACCCAAAGACUUUGGAGAGGGGCAAUGAGGAGAAGCUGGUCAUCCAGGCCUGCAAAAAGGUUCGCUGCUUCAAAGACGACAUCAGUGGCAUGAACAGGGCUAGGAGUGUUUACUUGAAGUCUAUUUCCUCCACGUUCCCUGUCAUUGACGCUGUUAGGGUGCCGGAGCUAUACCUCUUUCAGAUGUCUAUAUCAGCUACCAAGGAGAUCAAUGCUGAUGAUCUUGAGAACAUGUUUGAGCGACUUGGCAUCCCUGCUUCAGGCCAGGAGGGCCCCAAUCCCAGCCUCUACUUUGUGGUGCAUCCUGACUUCUACAACACCUUCAAGGUGCAGGCAGCAAUGAAGAAGUGGAAGUCCGGCCAAAGUGACAAGGUGGGAAAGGCUGCCUGGCCGCCCAAUCCCAAGCAAGUUCGAGUGGCCAUUGGUGCCAUCAAUAUGGGACCUGAGGCGAGCCAUCGCCUGGUCCAUAUUGUGGCUGACAACGAGCUCCAGAAGCAGCACCUCAAGUUCGCGAGCAAAUGGGUGGCUGGCGAGUUUGUCAAACGAGCAUUGAUCUCUGAGGAGCAGAAAUUGGUAUCGGUGCUGCAAAGCUGUGACGGUGGACUCAAGGGUCUGCUGUAUGAGGCAGUCAUGCAUGCUAAACUGGCGAGGGGUGGCACAUUUGAUGUGGUGAAGUUGCACUCAAAAGACUUUGAAGAGGGGCAAGGAGGAGGAGCUGGUUAUUGA